AAUUACAGAGAAAUUAUUUUAUAGAAUAGCAUGUCUUAGCAAUUAAUCCGGCAUAGCCAAAGACACGACACCACUCACUACCAGUAAAUUGACUCACUGUACAAGACCUCACCCCUUCACUUCACUCUACUGCAGGGUGGGAGAUGCAACAAUGGCCUUGAGAACAGCAGGAAGUGUGUUGGUGGUCUUUCUCUGGUCUGUAGCAGUGGCACUGGGUCAGGAUGGCUGGAGUGUGACUUACACCACUCAGAGUAUCUGUACCUUCAAGGAGUCAACAGUAGAGCUGUCCUGCUCUUACACAUAUCCCAGUGGUACAGUCACAACAGCCUUCUGGUACACUGAAUCGGGGACUGGUAAAGAACCUGAAGAUCUAGGUCAGGACCCAGAGUAUGCAGGUCGUCUGGAGUAUCAUGGGGAUAAGAAGAAUGGUCACACACUGAGGAUCACAGACUUGAGAGAGAGUGACUCUGCUGAGUACAAGUUCAGAUUUAUAACAGAUCAGACUGGAGGGAAAUAUAUUGGCAGUCCUGGAGUCACUCUGUCUGUUACAGGUCUUCAGGUGAAGGUGACUGGUGGACAUCAGGAUAAGACACUGACCUGUAGCACCACCUGUACUCUGACUGACAACCCCACCUACAUCUGGUACAAGAACGGACACAAAGUAAAGGAGGACACUUCUAGCUCGCACACAGACUCCUUUAGUAAUGCAGACAGUUACUCCUGUGCUGUAAAAGGCCACGAGGAUCUCCCUGCUCCAGCAGUGUGUAAGAAGUGUUGGAGUGUGACUUACACCCAUCAGAAGAUCUGUGCUUUGAAGGGGUCAACAGUGAACAUAUCCUGCUCUUACACAUAUCCCAGUAAUCAUGAGAUCAAAACAGCUUUCUGGUUUACUAAACGGGAGUCUGGUAUUGGUCCUAAAGAUCUAAGCUCAGUGCCAGGGUAUGAAGGUCAUAUAGAGUACCUUGGGGAUAAGGAGAGUGACUGUACCCUGAGAAUCACAGAUCUGAGAUUGCGUGACUCUGCUGGGUACAGGUUCAGAUUCAUAACAUCUGGAGAAAAGUUCUCUGGCUCACCUGUCUCCCUGACUGUCACAGAUGUUGUGUUGGAGAUGGAUCCUACAUCUGUGUCAGAGAGGGAGAAUGUGACACUGACAUGUAAAACCAACUGUACACUGGACCCCAUCACAGUCUACAGUUGGUUUAAGAAUGGACAGCCUAUACCAAACAGCAACACCUCCUCUCCUAUCUAUAUCCUAUUCUCAGUCAGCAGUGAGGAUACAGGCAGAUUCUCCUGUGCUGUAGAAGGACAUGAGUAUCUCCCCUCUGCUGAAGAGACUCUCACUGUCAGAUAUGGCCCAAAGGACACCUCAGUGUCAGUCAGUCCCUCUGGUGAAAUAGUGGAGGGCAGUUCAGUGACUCUGACCUGCAGCAGUGAUGCCAACCCACCUGUGGAAAACUACACCUGGUACAAGAGGAAUGUAACCUCACCAAAAGCAUCAGGACAGAGUUACACCAUCCAUAAUGUCAGCUCUGAGGACAGAGAGGGAUACUACUGUGAGGCUCUGAAUAUUAUAGGGAGAGAGACUAUCCCUGUCCAUAUUAAUGUUAUAUCAGUGUUUUCCUGGGUUCCUGUGGUGGGGGUGGGGGCUGUCCUGACUGCUGGAGCUCUUCUUGUCACCAUCUACUGCUAUAUGAAGAGGAGAUCCACAGGAGGAAGUGAUGCCACAGCAGACACACUGAUUCAGGGACUCCCCUGUGACAAAGCCCCUCAGAUAGAUGCUGAGCCCCCCGAUUAUGAGAACUGGAGCGAACCACCAAAGAACCUGGAAAGUGACACAGCCCCUCAGAUAGAUGCUGAGCCCUCCGAUUAUGAGAACUGGAGCGAACCACCACAGAACCUGUACUGAAGAGAACCACCACAGAACCUGGAUUGAAGAGAACCACCACAGAACCUGGACUGAAGAGAACCACAACAGAACCUGGA
Molecule: messenger RNA, 1983 nt
Organism: Oncorhynchus kisutch (coho salmon)
Lineage: Eukaryota; Metazoa; Chordata; Actinopteri; Salmoniformes; Salmonidae
Product: B-cell receptor CD22-like
Exons: 10
Coding region: 152-1906 (584 amino acids)
Source: RefSeq, a predicted model, not a curated record